Messenger RNA from Dioscorea cayenensis subsp. rotundata (Guinea yam), 1631 nucleotides. RefSeq names its product cytochrome P450 81Q32-like. Gene Ontology annotation, molecular function: heme binding; oxidoreductase activity, acting on paired donors, with incorporation or reduction of molecular oxygen; monooxygenase activity. The record is from RefSeq and is a predicted model, not a curated record. Lineage: Eukaryota; Viridiplantae; Streptophyta; Magnoliopsida; Dioscoreales; Dioscoreaceae. The transcript is spliced from 2 exons. Bases 1 to 1566 code for a protein of 521 amino acids.
AUGGCAGAACUCUUCUUCUCCAUAGCCAUCAUCUCUUUCAUCCUUCUCCUUCCUCUUCUCCUCCACCUUCUUCUCAAGAACCCUAACCCUAACCCUAAUCCACCAAGCCCUCCUGGUCUUCCUCUCAUUGGCCACCUUCAUCUUCUCAAGCCUCCCCACCACCGAGCACUAGCCCAUCUCUCCGACCUCCAUGGCCCGAUACUUCUCCUCCGCUUCGGCUCUCGCCGUGUUCUUCUCGUCUCCUCCUACUCCGAUGCGAACGAGUGCUUCACUGUCAACGACAUUACCUUUGCCAACCGUCCCCGCCUACUCGCCGGAAAAUACCUCGGCUACAACUACCGCACUCUCUCCUGGGCCCCUUAUGGCCCUCACUGGCGCAACCUCCGCCGCAUUGCCACCAUGCAAGUCCUCUCCACCCACCGGCUCCUCUCUUCCUCCCACCUCCGCUCCGACGAGGUCCUCUCCCUCGUCAAAGUCCUCCUCCGUGACUACUCCGGCCCUGGCUUCCACCUCGCCGAACUGAGGACCAAGUUCUUUGCCCUCUCUUACAACAUCGUCAUGCGGAUGAUAGCUAACAAGAGGUACUACGGCGACGCUGAUGAAAGCUCGUCGGAGGCCGGGAAGGAGUUCAGGGACCUCGCCAAAGAGACAUUCAGCGGCUCUGCGAUGUCCAAUGCCGCAGACCUGUUUCCGGUGGUGCGGUGGCUUGGUAUUGGAGGGCAAGAGAGGAGAUUGAAGAGAUUGAGGAAGAGAAGGGAUACGUUCUUUCAGCAGCUCGUCAACGAGCACAGGAACAUGAGAAAGUGCGGAUCACGAGGUGGGGAGGGAUCUCCGGCAGAGAAAUCUACGGUGAUCGACGUCCUGCUCUCGUUGCAAGAAAGUGACCCGGAUUACUAUGACGAUGACAUGAUCAAGGGAUUUAUUACGCAAAUGUUGAUUGCCGGAACAGACACAACGUCGUUAACAAUAGAAUGGAUGAUGUCUCUUCUCCUCAAUAAUCCUCACAUCCUAAAAAAAGUAAGGGAGGAGCUUGACGCAAACAUAAAGCCAGGUUCAUUAUUGGAAGAAGCUUAUUUCUCUAAGCUUCCAUACCUGUAUGCAGUGAUAAACGAGACACUGAGAAUGUAUCCAGCCGGGCCAGUGCUAUUACCACAUGAAUCAUCUCAAGAUUGCAUCAUUAAUGGCUUUUAUGUACCGAGUGGCACAAUUCUAUUAGUGAAUGUGUGGAAGGUGCACAGAGAUCCAGAAUUUUGGGAGGAGCCAAACAAAUUUAAACCUGAGAGGUUUUUUAAAAGUAGUACUGACGGGACUUGUAAGGUGAUAAAUGAAGGGUUUAAGAUGAUGCCGUUUGGAUUAGGGAGAAGAAGAUGCCCUGGUGAAGUGCUUGCCAUGAGGGUGGUGGCCUUGGUGGUGGGAACUCUAGUGCACUGCUUUGAAUGGGAGAAAGUUGGAGAUGAAGAGGUGGAUAUGAGCGAGGGACCAGAGUUCACUUUAACAAAAGCUAAACCUUUGGAAGCGAUGUAUAAACCAAGGGAGUCCAAAGUUGGUUCUUUAGUGUGGGAGUAAUUAAUUGAAAAUUAUAUAUUGUAGCGAAACAUUAGUUAGUUUCCUUCUCUGUGUGACUUGGUGUG